AUGAAACGAAGAGUUGAUUACAUUUUUCAAAUGCUACCAUCGGACCGAAGAAACGAGCAUAAUGAAAAAGAAAACGAUGGAUUUAUAGCAAAUUCGCAGCAAAACAAGUAUCAUGAAUUACAAAUUACUCAAACUAAUCAGCUAACUGACGUUGAGAUGAAGAAUCUUCAAUCAGAUGAAAGUUUAUCUUUUAUUGAAAACACACCGGAAAAAGAAACAAAGAAUACACGAACACUUAAUAACAACCCAAUAGAGUUGCCGAAGAUGGGUUACAAUGAGAUGAAUGCUGAUCAAGCUUCUAAUAGUCCAAAACUUCUUAACUGCUCUGAAAAUUUGACUGAGGUAGUAUAUAGGAUCAUUUAA
Molecule: messenger RNA, 363 nt
Organism: Parnassius apollo (apollo)
Lineage: Eukaryota; Metazoa; Arthropoda; Insecta; Lepidoptera; Papilionidae
Source: the annotation of a GenBank genome assembly